AUGUUGAUUUCGAGCCUGACACCAGAAACUAAAGUUAGUAGUUUACUUGGCGGUUACAUGUGGUUAAUAUCAGUUAAACUACAAUUAAAUAAUAAUAUAGCAUCAUCCGUACGAAUACCAUCAACAGACAUUAAAAUAUGUCCUAAAGCUAAGUGGAAUCAAACUGGAAUAACAAUAAAGAGUGUCGAUAGAAAUAAACUUCUUUCAUUAUUUAAUUUUGCUUUUGAUAGUCAAUCAAAUAUUUAUAUCGUCAAUUUGGCUGAUAGUCGUAUUGAAAAAUAUUUAAAUGAUACUAAUUUUGAACAAUAUGAAAUUCUAAUACAAUUUCAAAAAAUGUAUCAACCAACAACGUUAUUUAUUGAUAAAUAUGAUAAUUUAUACAUUGAUUAUAGUGUCCACAAUCGAUUAUAUAAAAUCUCAUUAAAAAAUAAAUAUAAUAGAAUAAUUUAUGAUAAUCCAGAAUGGUGUACCGAUAUGUAUGUUGAUGCGAAUGAAAAUAUUUAUAUCACAGAAAAUAACAACAGUCGUAUUAUGAAAUGGUCUUCGGAUGGAAAACAAAAAUAUGUUAUUGCCGGUGGAAACGGUAAUGGUAAUCAAUCGAAUCAAUUAGAUUCACCAAGCGGUAUUUAUGUUAGUGAUCAAACCAAUCAUAUUUAUAUAGCUGAUGUUACUAACCAUCGUAUUCAACGUUGGACAUUGGGUAAUGUAUCAUUGGGUGGUGUUACCGUUGCCGGUGGAAAUGGUAACGGUAAUGGUACACAUCAAUUGAACUUUCCAAAUUCAGUGAUUGUCGAUAAUGAAGAAAGUGUUUAUAUCGUUGAUGAAUCUAAUCAUCGUAUUGUUAAAUGGGCAAAGGGUGCAAAAAAUGGUGAAAUUAUUAUUGGCGGCGAUGAUAAAGAUGAUUAUGUUUUCGAGGAUGAGGAUGCGGAUAUUUUUAGUAGUGAAGGUGGCCAAAAAUUAAAUAAAUUGACUUAUCCUACACAAAUGAAAUUUGAUAAAGAUGGUAACUUAUAUGUACUUGAUUGGACAGAUAAUCGAUUACAAAAGUUCGAGAUUGAUACAACUGAUUGUCAGUUAUCAUAG
Messenger RNA from Didymodactylos carnosus, 1083 nucleotides. The record is from the annotation of a GenBank genome assembly. NCBI's taxonomy places the organism in Eukaryota, Metazoa, Rotifera, Eurotatoria, Philodinida, Philodinidae.